This is a messenger RNA of Nicotiana tabacum (common tobacco), 726 nucleotides long. Lineage: Eukaryota; Viridiplantae; Streptophyta; Magnoliopsida; Solanales; Solanaceae. The record is from RefSeq and is a predicted model, not a curated record.
GACAUUGUCAUGUAUGUCAACUCUCCAGGAGGAUCAGUAACGGCAGGAAUGGCCAUAUUUGAUACCAUGCGGCAUAUUCGACCUGAUGUCUCCACUGUCUGUGUUGGACUCGCUGCAAGUAUGGGAGCUUUUCUUCUCAGCGCGGGCACCAAAGGAAAGAGAUAUAGCUUGCCAAAUUCAAGGAUAAUGAUUCACCAGCCUCUUGGUGGUGCUCAAGGUGGCCAAACUGAUAUAGAUAUACAGGCUAAUGAGAUGUUGCAUCACAAAGCUAACCUGAAUGGGUACCUUGCCUACCACACUGGUCAAAGCCUUGAGAAGAUUAACCAGGACACAGAUCGUGAUUUUUUCAUGAGUGCAAAGGAAGCUAAAGAGUAUGGGCUAAUCGAUGGUGUCAUCUUGAAUCCCAUGAAAGCCCUUCAACCUCUUGUAGCAGCUGCUGAACAAUCAUAGCUGAAUUCCGAGGCUGGUCAAUUUUCUCCCAUCAUUUUUCUCUCGCGCUUGGAUGAUGUUAUUGAUAGUCAUGACUAGAGAUUGUAAUUGAUUACUGGGUUUUGGGUAGAAUUAUCAUUCCUGCUGCCAGGAGCAAUUGUACACGAACGUUUACAAGUUCAUCAGAGCGACAGUAAGGGAAGAGUAAAAUGUAUCUGACCUAAUCCCAUAAAUGUUUUUCGCGCAGGUCUUGAUGUUUCUUUUAAAGAUUAUUUUCUACUCUCAUUUUUCCUUUAA